Molecule: messenger RNA, 1947 nt
Organism: Leucoraja erinaceus (little skate)
Lineage: Eukaryota; Metazoa; Chordata; Chondrichthyes; Rajiformes; Rajidae
Product: deleted in malignant brain tumors 1 protein-like
Exons: 7
Coding region: 238-1947 (569 amino acids)
Cellular component (GO): membrane
Source: RefSeq, a predicted model, not a curated record
CAGUGUGACACAGAGUCUGUUGGGGUGGGAGCCGAGGUUUGAGGAAGAAUCAGGUUUUGUAGGGUUGUCUUGCUUUCGAGUGGCUGUGCAGCAUCCUCCUGUCACCUGCGCUGUGAGGAGCGGAGAGCGACCUGCUGGCUACCCUGCUGAAAAUCACAUGAAAUCCUGCAGCAGAUUUAACCUCAUCCCCCCUCUGUUGCAGGUCCGGUGCCCGUCCGUCUGGUGAAUGGGAACAACAUGUGCUCCGGGAGAGUGGAGGUCUAUCAGAACUCCACCUGGGGCACCGUCUGUGGCACGAGCUGGGAUAUCAAUGCAGGGAACGUGGUCUGCAGGGUGUUGAACUGUGGGAUGGCCCGGUCAGUAACAACUGCUGUCUCUAACGGAGAGGCCACUGGGAACAUCUGGCUGGAUGGCAUGAAUUGUAAUGGGACAGAGCCUGCCCUCGAUCAGUGUCCUGCCAAACGAUGGCAGGUGAAUAACUGCACACACGGAGAGUACGCUGAAGUCUCCUGCUCAGGUCCGGUGGCCGUCCGUCUGGUGAAUGGGAACAACAUGUGCUCCGGGAGAGUGGAGGUCUAUUAUAACUCCACCUGGGGCACCGUCUGUGGCAGGAGCUGGGAUAUCAAUGCGGGGAACGUGGUCUGCAGAGUGUUGAACUGUGGGACGGCCCGGUCUGUAACAACAGCCGUCUCCUACGGAGAGGCCACUGGGAACAUCUGGCUGGAUGGGGUGACGUGUAACGGGACAGAGCCUGCCCUCGACCAGUGUCCUGCCGGGCCAUGGGGGGUGAAUAACUGCACACACGGAGAGUACGCUGGAGUCUCCUGCUCAGGUCCGGUGCCCGUCCGUCUGGUGAAUGGGAACAACAUGUGCUCCGGGAGAGUGGAGGUCUAUCAGAACUCCACCUGGGGCACCGUCUGUGGCACGAGCUGGGAUAUCAAUGCAGGGAACGUGGUCUGCAGGGUGUUGAACUGUGGGAUGGCCCGGUCAGUAACAACUGCUGUCUCUAACGGAGAGGCCACUGGGAACAUCUGGCUGGAUGGCAUGAAUUGUAAUGGGACAGAGCCUGCCCUCGAUCAGUGUCCUGCCAAACGAUGGCAGGUGAAUAACUGCACACACGGAGAGUACGCUGAAGUCUCCUGCUCAGGUCCGGUGGCCGUCCGUCUGGUGAAUGGGAACAACAUGUGCUCCGGGAGAGUGGAGGUCUAUUAUAACUCCACCUGGGGCACCGUCUGUGGCAGGAGCUGGGAUAUCAAUGCGGGGAACGUGGUCUGCAGAGUGUUGAACUGUGGGACGGCCCGGUCUGUAACAACAGCCGUCUCCUACGGAGAGGCCACUGGGAACAUCUGGCUGGAUGGGGUGACGUGUAACGGGACAGAGCCUGCCCUCGACCAGUGUCCUGCCGGGCCAUGGGGGGUGAAUAACUGCACACACGGAGAGUACGCUGGAGUCUCCUGCUCAGGUCCGGUGCCCGUCCGUCUGGUGAAUGGGAACAACAUGUGCUCCGGGAGAGUGGAGGUCUAUCAGAACUCCACCUGGGGCACCGUCUGUGGCACGAGCUGGGAUAUCAAUGCAGGGAACGUGGUCUGCAGGGUGUUGAACUGUGGGAUGGCCCGGUCAGUAACAACUGCUGUCUCUAACGGAGAGGCCACUGGGAACAUCUGGCUGGAUGGCAUGAAUUGUAAUGGGACAGAGCCUGCCCUCGAUCAGUGUCCUGCCAAACGAUGGCAGGUGAAUAACUGCACACACGGAGAGUACGCUGAAGUCUCCUGCUCAGGUCCGGUGCCCGUCCGUCUGGUGAAUGGGAACAACAUGUGCUCCGGGAGAGUGGAGGUCUAUUAUAACUCCACCUGGGGCACCGUCUGUGGCAGGAGCUGGGAUAUCAAUGCAGGGAACGUGGUCUGCAGAGUGUUGAACUUGUCCUGCCGGGCCAUGGGGGGUGAAUAA